Messenger RNA from Cylicostephanus goldi, 578 nucleotides. Lineage: Eukaryota; Metazoa; Nematoda; Chromadorea; Rhabditida; Strongylidae. The record is from the annotation of a GenBank genome assembly.
AUGGAAAGCACCUCGUCAGGAGUUUGUGUUCUUGCGUUAAAUGACGAAUGCGAUAAAAUACCGGAGAUUCUGGCUCGGUCAUGGGUGAACAGCUAUAGGCUGGAAGGGAUAUUCGGUCGUGAAACAGUGAAGCAUAAGAUCAAAGGGCGUGUUACGUUAAAGGCGGAUUACGAUCAGGUGACUCGGCACAGAUUAGAGAAGCUUCUUACACGUGUGCAGUCAGAAUAUCGCAAAGCUGCAUUCGUUGCAGCAGAAGUAGACAUUCAGAGCGAGGAAGCGUUCGAAUUAGCCCGUAAAGGACUACCUCGCGCAAAGCUUCCCGGAGCUCAAAUUAUCUACAAAUGCGAACUUAAGCAUUUUAGCCUCCCAUAUUUCGCCUUGCAAGUGCAAGCUGUAGGUGAAACCGACGUUUUCUUGAGGUGUUUUAUCCAUGAAUUGGGCGUUAGUCUUGGGUCUACAGCAAGCUGUGUUCGCUUGACUCGGCGAGCAUUUGGACCAUUUCACGCUGGUCAUGCGUUAUUAGAGAAGCAAAUAUCACUCCAAAACAUCAUUAGAAACUUGGAGCUAUGCAGGUAAGU